Notechis scutatus (mainland tiger snake) is the source of this 7868-nucleotide messenger RNA. RefSeq names its product zinc finger protein 407 (gene ZNF407). Gene Ontology annotation, molecular function: zinc ion binding; nucleic acid binding. Gene Ontology annotation, cellular component: nucleus. Lineage: Eukaryota; Metazoa; Chordata; Lepidosauria; Squamata; Elapidae. Gene Ontology annotation, biological process: positive regulation of transcription by RNA polymerase II. The record is from RefSeq and is a predicted model, not a curated record.
CCCACGCGGCUCUUCCCGCGGUUAACUGUCACGACGUUUCCGGUUUUCCCGCCCACCCCUCCCGUGGGACGUUACGUAGCACGUUCCGACAAUGACGUCUGACGCCGAUUCUACGGCACGCCACUUGUGACCAAGAUCAUCACAAGCGGAGGAAGACGGCUUCCCCCCCUCUGACAUUCCUAGAACAGAUGUACUAAUUCAUUUUAUUGGGAUUAUACUCUACAUUAUCUUCAUUAAGGAUGAAUGUUGAAAAAAGUCAGAAUUAUGAAUGUGAUGAAAACAUAAAAAAUGAGUUACUACAAGACAGCGCUAAAAAUAUUUUAGCAGGAAAAACUCCCAAUGAAUCUUUUUCUAACUCAAAAAUGCUUCUGAUGAAAGAACUGAAAAAUCCACUGAAAAACCCAGAAGAAAAUGGCUUAUCUAAACGGCCAUUUUCCCAAACAACUGGUCAGGAACUCAAUGAAACAACUAUAAUUGACAAUGAACCUGUCUCGAAAAGAUUAAAGCUGGUUGGUACAAAACCUGCAAAAGGGAAUGAAGUAAACCCUUCUGAAUCUACAACAUAUGAAUAUUCUAUUGAUGGGACAAAUAAACCAGUAGGAAAACUGGCUACAAACACCUCUCCAAGUAGAGGUUCAUUUUCAUCAAAUUCUUCAUGCAUUCAGCAAGAAUUUGUGCCCGAAGAUAAUACUGUACAUAUAACACCUAUGGAAAAUGUAUCUUCUCAAGAGAAUGAAACAUUACUUCCAAAAUGCAAAUCAUCUAUCUUAGAUGAUUCAACUGGCAUUACAAUGAGUACUAUUAAGAAUGUUUCAAAAUGCAAUAUCUGUAAGGAGAUUUUUUCUUCUGCUCUUGAUUUAGAAAACCAUAUUCAGGAACAUCACCUUAAGCAAUCAAAAGAAAAAGGGAAUUUGUAUUCUACUUCUAAAUCAGAGCAUACUUCAUCUUUGCAAGCGCAUGUCAAGCAGACUUCUGGUCAACUUACCUAUUUUUGUGAUCUCUGUGGUUAUCAGACUUUUAAGGAAGUUCUCCUAGAAGCUCAUUUUCUUGGUAAGACACACCUCCGACGACAAAAUCUGGCUGCCCGUGGUGGAUUUGUAAAGAUGUUAACAAAAAAAUCAUUUUAUAAAAAACAGCGGUUUCCAAUCAAAGAAAAGAAUGUCAGAAAGAAAUUGGCAUCUAAUAAACAAAAAAUAAGAGAUGAGCUUUCAGAUCCUUUAAGAAUUUCAAGCAAUAAGAUAGAGAACCUGAAAGAAAACUGUCAAGAUUUAGCUGAAAUGAUACCAUCCACUGAAUCAACAGAAUGUAUUACUAAGGAAGAGGCCUUAUUGUGGAAGGUGGAUGGAAAUGGUGAAAAAUCAGAUGUAUCAGAGUCUUCAGAAUGCAAUCCAUGUUUAUUGAAACCUGCUAAAAGUAGUCAGGUCACAGCUAACAACUUAAAGGUCACGGGCAUAUUAGGUAGUUUCCAGAAAAAAAGAAUCCUAUCCCGAGGAAUGACUUUCAGGCAAAGUACUUUUUUCAGACUAAAUCAGCAGAUUAAAAGAAGAUACAAUCUUUUAGGUAUUGGUAAAAAAAGCAAGCUUGAUUUUAGAGUGAAGCAUAGCAAUCAGGGAGAGUUGCAUCAGAGUGAUUUAUCACAGGCCAAAGUUUUACAAAGUGAAGGCAAUGGCAAGGAUUUCUGCGUGGAUAUCCCCAAAACAGCAGCACUACAUCAAGUUGAAAAAACUAUACUGGAACAUAAGACUACAUCAGAAAAGGAACUCGAUGAGCAGAGAACACUAGAUCCUGGUAACCGUGUUGGAUCUACCUUGUCAAAUAAAGAAGACCUGAAAUUGGAUGCUGAUAAAACGCAGGGUGAAUUUAAAGUCCAUUGUCAAAUAUAUGGAUAUUCCUCUGACAGCAAGGACCUGGAAUGUCAUCAAAAUAAUAAUCAUAUAGAAAAUAGCAAGAUAAAUUGCCCUAAAUGUUUGUUUCUUGCCCCAAAUGAAAUAAGCCUUGGGAAACACAUGUCCGAUGAGCAUAGCAUGGCUUUCUCUUGUUCUGCUUGUUGCGAAUAUUUUCUAACCGAAGAAGAAGUAGCAGCUCAUAAUGCAACUGAGCAUCAUAGUGAUUUAUUGUCUCAAGAAAAUUCCAUUCGGUCACUUAGGAGUGAUCUGGCUGUGCAUUCAACAUCUUGCCCUUCAGGUGAACUUCCCAAGGUUGUAGAAUCGAAAGCACAACAGGAAGAUGUCAAGCUCUCAGUAUUACAACCUGGUAGUCAGUUCAAAGAGUCUGCUUUGAGCAGAAGUCAAUUUCAGUGUAAAAAAUGUUUUUAUAAAACAAGGUCUUCUUCUGUGCUUACAAGGCACAUAAAACUUCGCCAUGCUCAGGAAUACCAUUUCCUUUGUAAAGCGUGUAACCUUUAUUCAUUAAGCAAAGAAGGAAUGGAAAAACACAUAAAGCGAAGCAAACACCUUGAAAAUGCCAGAAAAAACAACAUUGGCUUACAAUUUGAGGAAUGUAUUGAAAAGAUAUGUGUAGGUGGAAUAGAUGGUAAAAAAGGAACUGAAGGCCCUAUUUGUGGAAGUUUAAAGACAGUGUUAGAAAAUGAGAGUAUACAUGCACCUUUCUCUUCUCUGCAGAAGGUAUCGAUAAAUAAAGAGUUGUACCCAUCAAAUGAAAUGAUUAAAGAUAAUGAGUUGAUUCUUGGCAGCCUGCAAAAGAAAGGUAGGCCUAAAGGGACGAUUUCCCGGACAUGUCCUCAUUGUGGUCUAUUGGCGUCUAGUGUAACAAAUUUGACUGUUCACAUUCGCCGAAAGCAUAGCCACCAGUACAGCUAUUUAUGCAAAGUAUGCAAUUACUAUACUGUAACUAAAGGUGAUAUGGAACGUCAUUGUGCUACAAAGAAGCAUAAAAGCCGCUUGGAAGCCAUUGGGGAGAAAAGUGUUGAGUUUAUUGUUUGCCCAGAAAAUGAUAAUAUCGAAGCCAAAGUGAAGAAAACAGACAAUCCAGGAAACCUUUCAAAAGAAUUAAUAGUUUCUAAUGAUCAGGUUUCAGAGACGGACCAACCUAUUUUGGAAAACAAGGUAGAUGAACAGAACAAUAUCAUCCAAUUAAGUGUCAAAAAUAUAAUUCACCUUCCCAAAAUAGAUAGCGGUAGAAACUUUUCUGAAACACAACGUAAAAUUGCAGAAUCAAGUAACGUUAGCCAGGAUAAAAAUGUGCAGGUUCAAACAAGACUAGCAACUGCAAAUGAUAACAAAUGUGCUCAUUGUAACUUCAUUGCACAUUCUUUUUCUUCCUUGGAAGUACAUAUAAAACGCAAGCACACUAAAGAAUUUGAAUAUUACUGCAUGGCCUGUGACUAUUAUGCAGUUACUCGCCGAGAGAUGAUUAGGCAUGCUGCAACAGAAAAGCAUAAAAUUAAAAGACAGUCAUAUAUUGCUUCUUCUGGAGAGGAGGCAGAUAUAGCAAGUAUUGCCAAAGAAACUGCUGUUGUUUUUGGAGAGGAGCAACAAAAUACAGAAGAUCUUCAGAUUUCACUAGAUGAAACAAAGUCCAAAAGUAAUAUAGAAGAGGAAAGUCCAAACAAUGAGGUCAUGCAAAAAGCAAAUAAGUCACCUACCUAUUUGGCAUUAGAAGAUAGUAUUGCUUCAGAGGUUUCUAAAGAUUGCAUUCUUGAGGCUGUAGAUGCUGAAAUGGAAGAUGGAACAGAUCAAGGCAGAGAAAAUACAAGUCGUGAAGAAAAUGAUCAGGAUGGAGGUCUUAAACUCAAUGAGAUGGUUGAACUUAAGGAAACAAUUGAUUGUGUUCUGCAUCAACAUCAAGAAAUAGCAAAAUCAAACAUUCAUUUGACAACAGAACCUGGAGAUGAAAACAUGGCUUUUGAUGAAAGUUCUCCAAAUUCAGAUUUAAUGAAAAAUGAAAAUAAAUUGCAGGAAGAUUCUGAAAAAAGAUACGAAAGUUCAGAAGUAGUUACUGAAGAAGUGAAAACAGAUGAAACCCAUUUAUCUAUAGUUUCAGACACUGGUAGUGCACUGGAGCAGGAAAACAUCAGUGAAAGCACUGAAAGUUUUAAAAACAUCCACAUUUUACAGCAACAAAUAAACACUAGGCAAUGUCCUACAGCGGAAGAAGAGGUUACCUUGAUAGAUGCACAGCAGGAAGCAGAAGUGUCUUUGAAUAAUAUUUGGGGUUCAGAUAGUUCAGUAGCUGAAGCCAUGGACAAAAAUGAUAUAGCUUUGGAUGCUUUAAACGGUGUUGAUGGCAAAAUAGUAGAUGGAACAGGCGUGCAAAACUCUGAUCAGUUUGAUUCUUCAAUAGUGAAAAUAAGCCAUGAAGACGGUUCGGAACAAGUCGAUCGCCCAGUUGAUGGCCAGAACCUGAGUAAGCAAAAAAGUUGGGACAGAGCUGUAAAAGUGGAUUGCCCACGGAAUGAUGGAAAAAAGAAGAAGGUAGAAGGCCAUCCUGUGAGAGAAUCUCCACGGAUUUGUUGUGAUGACUGUGGUUUUUUAGCAGAUGGUUUAAGUGGACUAAAUGUUCACAUAGCCAUGAAGCAUCCAUCAAAGGAGAAGCAUUUCCAUUGCUUGCUAUGUGGAAAAUCAUUCUACACCGAGAGCAGCCUUCAUCAGCAUCUUGCUAGUGCUGGCCAUAUGAGAAACGAACAAGCAAGUGUUGAAGAGUUGCCGGAGGGAGGUGCCACCUUUAAAUGUGUGAAAUGCACAGAACCUUUUGAUUCUGAACAAAAUUUAUUCCUUCACAUAAAAGAACAACAUGAAGAACUGCUCCGGGAAGUCAAUAAGUAUAUUGUUGAAGAUACUGAACAAAUUGUCCGAGAGCGAGAAGAAAAUAAAGGCAAUAUUUGCAAAUAUUGUGGGAAGAUAUGCAGAAGUAGUAAUUCAAUGGCUUUCCUAGCUCAUAUCCGUACUCAUACAGGAUCAAAGCCAUUCAAGUGCAAGAUUUGCCACUUUGCAACAGCUCAACUAGGAGAUGCCAGAAACCAUGUCAAGAGGCACCUUGGGAUGAGGGAAUACAAGUGUCAUAUCUGUGGGGUGGCCUUUGUAAUGAAGAAACAUUUAAACACCCACUUACUAGGAAAACAUGGAGUAGGUACACCAAAAGAAAGGAAAUUUACCUGCCCCUUGUGCAAUCGAAGUUUCACAGAGAAGUGGGCCAUGAACAAUCAUAUGAAACUUCACACAGGAGAGAAGCCCUAUAAAUGCACAUGGCCGACUUGCCAUUAUUCCUUUCUCACCGCAUCAGCCAUGAAAGAUCACUAUCGGACACAUACAGGCGAGAAGUCAUUCCUGUGUGACCUUUGUGGCUUUGCUGGUGGGACACGUCAUGCCCUCACCAAACAUCGGAGGCAGCAUACAGGAGAGAAGCCAUUUAAAUGUGAUGAAUGUAACUUUGCCUCCACAACCCAGUCCCAUCUGACACGACACAAACGUGUACAUACUGGGGAAAAACCCUACAGAUGUCCUUGGUGUGACUACAGGUCCAACUGUGCUGAAAAUAUCCGCAAGCAUAUCCUGCACACAGAUAAACAUGAAGGCGUAAAGAUGUACAACUGCCCCAAAUGUGAAUAUGGAACCAACAUCCCAGUGGAAUUUCGCAAUCACUUGAAAGAACUACAUCCUGACAUUGAGAACCCCGACUUAGCUUACCUGCAUGCUGGUAUAGUUUCUAAGUCUUAUGAAUGUCGACUGAAAGGUCAAGGAGCUACAUUUGUUGAAACCACCAGCCCUUUUGCUUCAUCAGCUCUGGAUGAAAUUUCUCCAGUCAGCGAUAAGAUGCUUCAUGGUAUGAGGAGGCAUCCACAAGCCAGUGAACAAGUGCAACAGGUGAUCAUUAUUCAGGGAUAUGACAGUGAUUUCACAAUCGAUGCCUCAGUGGAAGAAACAGCAGCAGCUACCCUUCAGACUUUGGCAAUGGCUGGCCAAGUGGCAAGGGUGGUACAUAUAACUGAAGACGGACAGCUGAUAGCUACAAAUCAAAAUGGCUCCCAUGUAAGCAGCAUACUUCCAGAACAAAUACUUAACGAACAAUUGUCCGAUGGGAAAACACGACUUCUUGUCGUUGAAGGCUCUGUAGGAGAAACUGCUCUUGAAGAUGCUGUUUCCAUAGGGAUGGCUUCAGCCCCAAAUAAUGCAGUGGUGCAACAGAUAAUGAGACAAGAGUCUCUGGAUACAUCAAGGGCACACCCACCUGAGUCUGCCUCAGCAUUAGAUGCUUUGCUUUGUGCUGUAACAGAACUUGGUGAGGUGGAGAACAAAGUAGAACUUUUGGAUAGAGCACAGCUUUGUCACAAAGAAGCAUUGCAAAUGUCAAAUCCAGAAGCAGAUGACAUAACACAGGAAACACAAAUGUUCCAUGGUGUUCAGGAAAUUGAAGAAGAACAGUCCAUGGAGGUAGUAACACAAGUUGUGCAUCCGUCCACCAUAAUUUCAUCUCAGGAAAAUGCUCAGGUUGCCUUCAAGAAAAUGGUUGAAGGAGUCCUCCAGUUCGCUGUGUGCGAUACAGCUGCAGCUGAUCAGCUGAUGAAAGAAGGUGUCACUCAGGUUAUUUUGAAUGAGGAAGGAACCGUGCAUAUGGUAUCUAGAGAAGGAUCUCAAAUAAUAAUGCAAGAGGCUGACAGCCAUACCCUGAGCAUCCAAAGUCAACACAUGGAUUUGGUUGAAGCAGAUGGAGAAAUUUCACAGAUCAUUGUCACAGAGGAGAUUGCUCAAGCGAUGGUUCAGGAGUCUAACAAUAACUUUGCCAAUGGUGCAACUCAUUACAUAGUAACACAAUUACCCCAGGAAAUUGAGAAUGACUCUAGAGUAUAUUCACAUACUGUGAUAGAGAAAGAGGAAACUCAAGAACUUUUGCAGGCUGGUACAGUUAUAAAUUCUAAUCAAAAUUCUUGUGAUGGAAGUGUUGAACAACUAAGUAGCAUGCUCAUUUACACAGAAGAUGGUUCACAAACAGCUAUUAUCCAGGGCCAAAGAGAUAACAGUGAACUAUAAAAGAUACGAAAAUACUCUGCCUAUUCAGUUCAAAAAAGAAAGAAGGAAUUAAACAUCAGCUAUAUUAUGUUUUAUUGUUAACUUAUAAAGCAUUUGUAAAUGCAUUUAUAUGGUAUUAGCAUCACCAUCCUGGGAAUAUUUCAUACAAAAGGGAAUUCUCCUUGUUUUUGCAUGAGCACUGAUCAGACUGUCACCAGUUAUAGACACUGAAAAAUUUACCAAAUAAAAUCAGAACAUACACAGAUGCAACUACCGAGAUAGAUAGUUUGGUUUAUUUUGCUUAUCACCUCUUCAUUAUUUUUUGACAUCUGAUAGUUUUUAAUCUUUCUUCUGAUUAAUUAUGUAAUUUGACUUAUCUGACUUUCUGUAGGGAGAGCAAAUUAAAUAUGCAGGUACUCAUAUCACCCAAUUGACAUAGACAUCAACAUUGUAUAGAUUAAGGCAUUCUAUGUAUGCAAUAAUUUUACAUUCCAAACCUGUUUAAAUACGCCCCAGUUAUUUCUACUCAAAAUGCAGGAUUCACAAUGAAAUAAAUUUAUGGUGUGGUUCAAAAUGCCUGAUAACAUGAGAUAUCAUGAGAUAUCUCUGCAAUCAACCCUUGGGGACGUAUUAGCAAAAAAAAAAAAAAAACCUCGCUAAUGCCUGUUAUGUAAUCAUUGCUGGGAUUUCUUCUUUUUAAAAGAAAAAAUAGUAUCAUUCGAAUAUAUACCAUUUUGCAGUUUGUUUUAUGAAUAGGCUUUGCAAAUAUUUGAUGACCCUUUUCCAUUUUAAAUUCUGCCAGUAAUCUUAAGUGGAAAAAGUUGACUUUGAUCUAUUUCUUGUUGGAUCAGAAUGUUGAUUUAGUUGUGGAUAAGUUCUGAUUGUUUAAAGUAAGUUCCUGCU